This is a messenger RNA of Apis florea (little honeybee), 3917 nucleotides long. RefSeq lists its product as uncharacterized. The record is from RefSeq and is a predicted model, not a curated record. Gene Ontology annotation, cellular component: nucleus. NCBI's taxonomy places the organism in Eukaryota, Metazoa, Arthropoda, Insecta, Hymenoptera, Apidae. Gene Ontology annotation, molecular function: metal ion binding; exonuclease activity; nucleic acid binding.
UUAGAAGAUGUUGGAAUCACCACAGAGGCGAUCGAGACGGUGGAAAACCGUUCCACGGGUCAAGUUGAAGAGUCCAAAGGUGCUACAAUGAAUGUUGUUUCUCAGGUAGUCGAAGGAUUAGACUCAACGUUAACUUCUGGAUCAACUGGAACGAUAAAUAAUGUUACAGCCGAUAUGAUGGAAGAAAGAACGGAUACAUCAGCAUCUGUUAAUAUGCAACUUCCAUGUGUUUAUAAUCCAACACCGAUUGCGGAAUUAAAGAAACGUCAUAUACCAAUAGUAUCUUAUAUGCCAACGAGAAAAAGUAAAGUUGCUGUAAAGCGUAAAUGUUCUCCAGAUGGAGUUAAGCCUUGGUUAAAUAUAGGUAACGAAUCUAUGGAAUCUCAAAAUGUUGAAAUUAAAUACAAACCUACAAUGAUAAUCAGUCCUGAAUCUCGAGAUACUAUGCAAAGUUACAUACCUACAUGUAAAUCGGAUUCAGCUUCGUUAAAUUCUUGCAAGGAUGGUAGUUCGAACGAGUAUUUAUUUAAAAUCAGGGAAACUUAUUAUCCAAAAUGUAAGAAGAGAAGAGAAGAAUAUGUUCCAAAGAAAGUAAAAGCUCCGUUAAAAUCUGUCGAUGGAUUAAACGAAUCUGCAUUUGAUCAUUUUGAAACUGAGCUUGAUAUGAUGGACGAGGUUACUAAAUUUACUAAAUCGUCUAUUAAAUCGAUUUCUGAUGUACAAUCUGACAAAAUGUCUCAAGAUAAUAAAUCUUCUAUAAAUAUUGAACCGAAAUUUUCUGAUGACGAUGAAGAAGAAAAUAAUCGUGAUAAUGUCGAAAAUCAUAGUCACAAUGACACAAAUAAAACCAAUACUGCACAAAUUGAUUCCAUAGACACGGAACAAAUUGAUUCGUAUCGCGAUACUGAGAAAUCCGAUUAUUUGAAAAAUAAUCAGAAAAUAGAUGCACAUUAUUCAAAGUCAAUUAAUGAUAAUAAUUGCAUUAAUGAAAAUACAUAUAGUAACAUUUUGAAUCGAGAUAGAUUUCCAAAUAAGGAAAAUUCGAAAAACUCCUUGCAGUCUGACAAAGGAAAUGUAUCGGAAGUAGAUUCGAAUAAAGAUACCUUUUUAAAUGAUAAGGAAUAUAAGAGCAGGGAUAAAAAUAAAAUUGAAAAUCAAAAAGAUCAUAAUACAUCUCGUAAGGAUAAAUAUGAGUCGAAUAAAAAAACUCAUUCCACCUCGUGUAGUAAAAGUAAAAGUAAGAAUCAUUUGAGACACAAAAGCAAAGGAUCAAGAGAUAAGAAAUAUGAUAAAGAUAAGAAUAAAUAUAAGCAUCAGGAUAAAGACAAAAAUAAAGAAAGCAAACACAAGACGAAAAGUGAUAGAAGGGACCAUCAUAGAUCUGAGAAAAAACGUCACGGCUAUUCUUCUGAGAAAAGAGAAGAACACGUUAAAAAUAAAAAUGAUAAAAAUUACAAACAUUCGAAAAUAGAUCGUAAAUCGAAUGAUAUGAUAAUCGAGAAAUUGCACGUACAUGAACGAAAUAAAGAAGAAAUAAAUUCAACUCACAAAUCGGUAAAUUUGAUAGAAAAUGUCCGUCUGAAUUCGUUGAACAAUAGCGAUGAAGAGAACGAGGAUCGUCAAAGUAGUAUUAUCGAUAACGAUAUUGAUGUAACUUUCAGUACAUCUGAUUCGGAUCAUGAUGUACAAGAAGAAUGUUUAAAAAUAUUUCAGGAAUAUCAAGUACCUGAACGGUCAAAAGAAAUAGAGCCAUCGAAAGAAUUAUCGGCAUUCCACGAGAACGAAAAGGAACAAAAAGAAGAGAUUGGCAGAAAAAGAGUGGCGCACCCUUCAGCUGCUGCAUGUGUUACCAGACAAAUUGGAAUUAAUCAACAGGCAAGAAAAUUGAUAAAUCCGCAACAAAAAAUGUAUGAAAGGUGGCGUUUAAUACGAGAUACUGUAACAGAAAAACCUAUUACCGCGAGCAGUAAUAUUUCUAAGGAUGUACGCCGAAUUUGUCCCGAAACGAUAGGGAUAGGAACGAUCAACAAUGAUUUAAAAUUAAAUGGAAAUGGUCGCGUUCGAAUUGCUCAUGUACCGUAUGCUAAAUCUCUAGCAAUAGAAAAAAAAAAGGUGACGGAAAAUUGCGUAGGAAAAUUGGGAGAAGCAAAAAUAACGGAUAAUUAUAAAACAGCUGCGCAAACGGCGAAGAGCGGUGUACGCAUUGCUCAUGUUCCACAAGUGAUUCCUCAAUUAAUACGCCCUGAACCAUUGCAAGUAACCACGCAAAAAUUUCCUUUAAAUGUUCGUCAGUAUUAUGUGAAUAUGAUGCAUGACGUAUGCGUAUUAAUUUACACAAAUUCCGAGGAUGCAGCUCAACGUGCAGUCAAAGAAGAAUACGCUUGUCACGAAAGAUGUAAAGCGCUAGCUGUUUAUAAAAAUUCUUGCAUGCUUGCUGCUCAUAGAUUGAGAAAAGAAGUUGAUCAAAAUUCAUCUGUGGAUAAUAAUGCAACAACAAUGCCGGGUAGCAGUACGAUGUCUCACGAAGUAAUACUUGCUGGGAAAGUUAAAGGUUCUUGGAGUGUUCUUAAGACAAAAAAAUCUGUUAUGGAAUUUAGAGGUGCAAUUUUAUAUAAUAUGUUAAAAAAAUGGAUAAUGACGGAACAACAACUUCGAGAUAACGGAUUUCCUCGUCCACAUCCCGAUGGUCAGAAGGGCCGUGCCAAAGUUUAUGUAACCAAUUCGCGAAAUCAAAGUGUUCUGUCAAAAGUGCCUAACGAAAGAAUUUGUAGUCGAUGUGGUCAAACUUACAUGAUCGAUAAACAAGGAUUUGCUUUACAACCACAGAAUUGUAUAUACCAUUGGGGCAGAAAAUUCACAAUCAGAGGUGAAAGCAAAUAUAGUUGUUGUCAACAAUAUGGUUCUGCAACUGGUUGUUGCGAUGCAAAAACACACGUUUGGGAUUAUACAGAUUAUGAAAAUCUUCGUGGUUAUGUAAAAACUUUGCCAAAAAAUACACCGAUCGAAGAACAAGGAGUAUAUGCGCUUGAUUGUGAAAUGUGUUACACUACUCAAGGACUGGAACUAACCAGGAUAACAGUUAUUGACGAGGAUUGCAAUGUAGUAUAUGAGACGUUAGUCAAUCCGCAAAAUCCUAUAAUAGAUUAUAACACAAGAUUUUCUGGUAUUACGGAAGAAAAUAUGAAAAAUGUUACAACAACGUUAUUAGAUGUUCAAGCGACACUGCUGACAAUGUUUUCUGAGAAAACUAUAUUAGUUGGUCAUAGUUUAGAAAGCGAUUUCAAAGCUUUAAGACUCUUGCAUGGAACUGUGGUCGAUACAAGCGUAAUGUUUCCACAUAAAAAUGGAUAUCCACAGAAGAGAGCAUUAAAAAAUCUUUGCUCGGAAUAUUUAAGAAAGCUUAUUCAAAAUGAUGUUGGUGGACACGAUAGUAAAGAGGAUGCCAUCGCUUGUAUGGAAUUAAUACUUUGGAAAGCAAAGGAAGAAGCAAAAUUACAAUAGAUGAUGUCAGACUGAAUUGUGUAUAGCUUAUGGUUUUACGGAUUAUUAAACGAUGAUAAUCGUUUUUUUUUUCUUUUCUAAAUAUUGUAUGAAUUGUAUUAUAGUUUUUUAUGUAUAAAUGUGAUAUACAUACGUCAGAUAAAUUGUGGAAUCGAUUAUUAUCACAAUCACAACUCACCUUUGAAUUACAUUUACAAUUUUAUGAUAGUACAAGUUUAUUCUUUUGGUCGUAUGUAAUUCAUACUUUUAUAAGAUUUCUUUAUUAUUGCGCUUUGAUUUUUGAAUCGUUCGAAUGUAAAUAGAACAAUAUAUAUGAUCUAUGUUGUAUCUUUUUUCUUAGUUGUCUUCGAAACUAUACAAGAUGUAAACUUAUUUUUGGAGAUUAAAAGUCUUGCAAUAAACGAACUUGAAUAUUU